Molecule: messenger RNA, 1088 nt
Organism: Staurois parvus
Lineage: Eukaryota; Metazoa; Chordata; Amphibia; Anura; Ranidae
Source: the annotation of a GenBank genome assembly
CAGCUUUCCCGUGGUUUGGCAUGGACAUUGGUGGCACACUAGUGAAGCUAGCCUAUUUUGAGCCUAUUGACAUUACAGCAGAAGAAGAGCAGGAGGAAGUAGAAAGCCUAAAGAGUAUACGUAAAUAUCUGACUUCCAAUAUAGCCUAUGGCUCCACAGGCAUACGGGAUGUUCACCUGGAGUUGAAAGACUUGACGCUGUUUGGUAGAACGGGAAAUCUGCACUUUAUUCGUUUUCCAACCCACGAUCUACCAACAUUUAUUCAAAUGGCAAGGGAUAAAAAUUUUUCAACUCUUCACACUGUUCUCUGUGCCACAGGAGGUGGGGCUUAUAAAUUUGAGGAAGAAUUUCGUACAAUUGGAAAUCUUCAGCUGCACAAGGUGGAUGAACUGGAUUCCCUUGUGAAAGGAUUGCUGUAUAUAGAUUCUGUCAGUUUUAAUGGACAGGCUGAGUGCUAUUAUUUUGAAAAUGCUUCACACCCAGAACAGUGCCAGAAGAUCCCAUUUAAUCUGGACGACCCCUACCCUUUACUAGUUGUGAACAUUGGCUCUGGAGUCAGUAUUCUAGCAGUUCAUUCAAGGGACAACUACAAGAGAGUCUGUGGAACAAGUCUUGGUGGUGGGACCUUCCUUGGCCUUUGCAGUUUACUUACUGGCUGUGAUAGUUUUGAAGAAGCUCUGGAAAUGGCAUCAUCUGGUGAUAGCACAAAAGCAGAUAAAUUGGUACGGGAUAUAUAUGGAGGGGAUUAUGAACGGUUCGGACUUCCUGGAUGGGCAGUAGCAUCAAGUUUUGGCAAUAUGAUAUGCAAAGAUAAACGAGAGUCUGUUAGUAAAGAAGAUCUGGCUCGUGCUACAUUGGUAACAAUUACCAAUAAUAUUGGAUCAAUAGCAAGGAUGUGUGCUGUCAAUGAGAAAAUAAACCGAGUCAUUUUUGUUGGCAAUUUUCUCCGUGUUAACACACUGUCUAUGAAGCUUCUUGCAUAUGCAUUGGAUUAUUGGUCAAAUGGUCAACUCAAAGCCUUGUUUCUGGAACAUGAGGGUUAUUUUGGUGCUGUUGGUGCUCUGUUGGGAUUGCCCAAUUUUUCUUGA